CCUCGUAAAUUUCUCGCUAUUUAUUUUUAGUUUUUCAGUAACAUAGCAGAGGUGCGCAGUUAGAAAAGGAACUUUUGAUCUUGACCAGAGUAGUUCUGUGUUUGUUAACGGACAUGGCUCAGGAGAAGGCCAAGACCCUCCUCAAGAAAACUGUGAAGAAGGAGGAGUUCGAAGCUGAAGAUUCUCUCACUCUUGCCAAUGGCAAGAAGGAAAUAAAGUCCGCUCAGGAGAAGGCCAAGACCCUUAAGAAAACUGUGAAGAAGGAGGAGGUUGAAUCUGAAGAUUCUCUACCUCUUGCCAAUGGCAAGAAGGAAAUCAAGUCCACUACCAUUAAAAAAACCAAGAAGACUGAAAAGGUCAUAGAAAAGAAGAAGAAGAAGAAGCAGAAGAAACAACAGACACCAUUGAGCAAUGGGUACGCUACUGAUGACAAGAAACAGAAGAAGGCCUAUGAUUUUCCUGGUCAGAGGCAUGACCCACCUGAGGAGAGAGACCCAUUGAGGAUUUUUUACGAGACACUCUAUGAGCAGGUUCCCGACAGCGAAAUGGCCGCAUUUUGGUUGAUGGAGAGGGGAUUAUUGCCAGAAGAGGUAGCAGAGAAGGUAUAUGCAAAAAAGCUGAGAGGGAACCAACAAAAAUUAAGUUCACCCUUCAAAGCCGUCUCUGUAAAGAAAACAUCUCAGCUGACACAAAAGAGCUCGCCCAUCAAAGCUGUCUCUGUAAAGAAAACAUCUCAGGUCACACAAAAGAGCAGCUCAGUUAAAAAGGACGCUACAAAGACAUCAAAGAAACGAAAGAUUGAAGAGUCGGACAGUGACGAUGAUCUGAUCUUGCCCAAGAAGAUUAGGAAGUUCAAUGUCAGUUGACUUGCAACACAAAAUCUGUAACUUCGUUGUUUUUUAUGGUUUCCCCUUUGAAAUUCUGCAAAUGGGGGUUUUUUCCAACAAUGAUUUUCUUCAACUUCUCUUUUUUCCUGAAUCUUUUAGGAAAAUUUAUUCCACUGAAAUACAAUAUAUUUGGGACUUCAUCCAUCAAUUUGAAAGUUAUGUGAAUGUGCACAGUUUGCCUUGAUAAUCCUCUGGUUCCGUUAUAUGGAGGGCAUAUUUGCUUUUGUAAAAUCUGAACCAUCCAGUGGAAGAUAAUCUUCUCCAUAAUGGAUAGUGUGGGUGAUUGGGAUUC
This is a messenger RNA of Amborella trichopoda, 1179 nucleotides long. RefSeq lists its product as uncharacterized. The record is from RefSeq and is a predicted model, not a curated record. Lineage: Eukaryota; Viridiplantae; Streptophyta; Magnoliopsida; Amborellales; Amborellaceae.